AUGUCCCCAGACAAAGACCAAGAAAUCCAAUAUACCUACCUCGACUCCCACGCCAACUGGCCUACAUACCAACACUACCGCCCCUCCUACCCGGCAGCCACGGAAAACCUCAUCCUGACCUACCACCGCUCGCAUUCCAACAGCCUCCGCCUAGCCCACGACGUCGGCGCCGGCGCCGGCGCCGCAAUCUUCGCGCCCCGUCUCGCGGAAUACUUCCAGCACGUGCACAUCUCCGACCCUUCCCCCACGACCCUCUCGCGUGCGCGGGAGAAAGUGGGGGAAUUUUACCGCGAGAAUUGGUGGAAGGGGACGUUCUCGCUGAGUCUGGGGACGGCGGAGGCGUGCCAGGAGGCCUUUGCGAGGCAGUCCGUGGAUCUGGUGAGUCUGAUGAUGAUGGCGCAUUGGCCGGAGGAUACGGGGAGGAUGAUGGAUGCGGUGGCGGAGUCUCUGGCGCCGAAUGGCACGCUGGUGGUUGUGAGUUAUGCGCCUUGUUGUUCCGUGGUGGGUGAUGCGGGGGUGAAUACUGCGUUGGAGGGAUUGUGGGAGGCAUGGGGUUCGAAUUUUGCUAGAGAUGCGGAUAGGAGGAUUGAGAGGAAUAAUUCCCCGUUGGAUUUUAUUGGGUUGCGGGAAGAGGAAGGGGAUGGGGUUUGGUUGCAAGAUGUUACGAAGAGGAUCAAGAUCAAUUUUCGGGAUCGAGGGGAUGCUGCGUUUGUGAUUCCGGGUUCGGGAGGGAGAGUGGCGGAAUCCAAGGUUGGGGAGAAGCAGAGAAAGUAUUUGUUCUCUGAUGAGGAUGAGGAAGGGGCUGGGUGGAGGAAAGAGGUGGAUGCCGCGUGGUUCAGGGGAUACAUUGGGAGUCUGGAAAAGGAGGAGAAUUUGGGAUCGUAUGAGGAACAUCUCCGAGAGCUUGAGAGGGUGAUCCGAGAGAUGACGAAGGAUGGAACAGUGGUGGUGGAGUGGGCGGUUUCCAUUUUGCUGGCUACGAAGAAGUGA
Lecanosticta acicola is the source of this 990-nucleotide messenger RNA. NCBI's taxonomy places the organism in Eukaryota, Fungi, Ascomycota, Dothideomycetes, Mycosphaerellales, Mycosphaerellaceae. The record is from the annotation of a GenBank genome assembly.